Messenger RNA from Aspergillus nidulans FGSC A4, 1338 nucleotides. Its product is annotated as TATA-binding protein-associated factor TAF6. Lineage: Eukaryota; Fungi; Ascomycota; Eurotiomycetes; Eurotiales; Aspergillaceae. Gene Ontology annotation, molecular function: RNA polymerase II-specific DNA-binding transcription factor binding; protein heterodimerization activity; identical protein binding. The transcript has 3 exons. Bases 1 to 1338 code for a protein of 445 amino acids. The record is from RefSeq and is a predicted model, not a curated record. Gene Ontology annotation, cellular component: transcription factor TFIID complex; cytosol; SLIK (SAGA-like) complex. Gene Ontology annotation, biological process: regulation of transcription by RNA polymerase II; transcription initiation at RNA polymerase II promoter; RNA polymerase II preinitiation complex assembly.
AUGUCCGUUUGGAACCCAGACAAUAUCCGUGACGUUGCCGAAUCCGUCGGUAUCGUCAACCUCAACAACGAUGUCACCGAAAACCUCGCGCGGGACGUUGAGUACCGCAUCGCACAGGUGCUGGAGGAAGCACUAAAGUUCAUGCGUCACAGCCGCCGCACGCUGCUCACGACACAAGAUAUUGCGCUGGCAUUGCGCGUGCUAGAUGUCGAGCCGCUGUAUGGGUAUGAGACAACAAGACCGUUGAAGUUCGGCGAGGCGAGUCUGGGACCCGGCCAGCCACUUUUCUACGUCGAGGAUGAGGAGGUGGAUUUUGAGAAGUUGAUUAAUGCGCCGUUGCCGAGAGUGCCGAGGGAGAUUAGUUUUACUGCACACUGGCUCGCAGUCGAAGGCGUACAACCGUCUAUACCGCAAAACCCGACGGCCGCAGAUUCGCGUAAUCUUGAACUAAUGUCCAAGGGCCCGAACGCCAACGCUACGCUGGCGGCUAUGAGCGGGAAUGGAAACGUCGCGGUUAAGCCGCUGGUCAAGCAUGUCCUGUCUAAGGAGCUACAGCUCUACUUUGAGAAAGUCUGCAAUGCAUUCCUGGACGAGUCGAGCGAGAAGUAUCGGACAUCGGGGUAUGCGAGCUUGCGCGAAGAUCCAGGUUUGCACCAGCUUGUCCCCUAUUUCGUCCAAUUUAUAUCGGAAAAGGUCACGCAUGGCUUGAAGGAUAUUUUUGUUUUGACGCAGGUCAUGCAUAUGGCUGAGGCAUUGGUACAAAAUAAGUCUCUUUAUGUGGAUCCUUAUAUCGCCUCACUGGUCCCUCCCAUCCUCACCUGCUUAAUUGGCCGUCAGCUUGGUGGCACCGCCGACCUUUCCGAACAAUUCGCCCUCCGCGAUCUCGCUGCUGCCCUCCUUGGCCUCAUUGCAACCAAAUACUCUCAUUCCUCACACACUCUCAAACCCCGUCUCGCCCGCUCCUGCCUGAAAACCCUCCUCGACCCCUCCAAGCCCUUCGGCGCUCACUACGGCGCCAUCAUCGGCCUCCACGCCGUCGGUGGAUCUGAAGCCGUCCGCGUCCUCAUAAUACCUAAUCUACCUAUUUAUGGGAAUCUACUGAAGGAUGGUCUUGCUGAUGAUAGUGCACGACGCCCUGAGGCGGAAAAGGUCCUGGGCUUGCUGCUGGGUAUUCUGACAGCUCUGAAAGAGGAAAAGCCUGUGCUGACGAAUGGGCAUGGGCCUGGGAUGGUUAGUGAGGAUAUUAAGAGGAGGCUAGAGGGCAAAUUGGGCGCGUUCGUGGCGGAGAAGGUCGCGGAGUUGGGGGACGCGAGAGUUGCGCAUGCUAUUUUGGGAUAG